GCUGGGGGCGGAGCUCCUCGAUUGGCGGCGGCGGAGCCAAUGGGGUGGCGGGAAGGGGCCGGGCCGGCUUCUUGGCGGGAAGUGCGGGGCCGCAGCAGAGUUGCCGCAGCCAUGCCCAGCACCCGCGCGCAGAGCCAGGCCGCCAUCGCCUUCCCCUGCUGCAAGAGCGCCCGCUCCCUGGCCCGGCUCCCGGGCAAGAGCCGCGACGCCCCGGCCGGCCCCACUGCCAGCCCCACCGCUGCCGAUGGCCCCACUGCUGCCGACCCCACCGCCCUGCGGCUCGCGCCCUGGCCGAGGAGCCCGGCCCCCCACGCGCCCCCGCCGCCUGCCCAGGCCUUGCCGCUGAGCCCCCUCAAGCGCCUGGGCGACGACAACCUGUGCAACGUGCCGCAGGCGCCGCCCUCCUCCCCCAGCAAGCGGGGCAGGAAGGAGAACGCGGGGCGCCGCUUGCUCUUCGGCGAGCCGCCGGCCCCCGGCUCCCCGGAGAAGCGCGGCGAGCCGGGACCCUCCCCGCGGCGCCAGGGCCAGGAGACCCCCCGGAGCUCGGAGCCCUCCCGGCUCUUCCGGCAGGAAGGCUCCUGCUACCAGCAGGCGAAGCGCGUGCUGCACACCGCCGUCCCGGACCGCCUCCCCGCCCGGGAGAGGGAGACCGGCGUCAUCACGCGGUUCCUGCGCGAGCACGUCGGCGGGGAGAGACCCAGCAGCCUUUACAUCUCGGGAGCCCCCGGAACGGGGAAAACGGCCUGUCUGAGCAGGGUGCUGCAGGACUGCGAGGACGAGCUUGCGAGGAGCACGACCAUCGUGCUGAACUGCAUGGCGCUCAGCAGCUCGCAGGCCAUUUUCCCGGCCGUCGCGGAGCAGCUGGGCCUGCCGGCAGCGGCCGGGGGCGCUGGGAGGGAGGUGGUGAGGAAGCUGGAGAAGCGGCUGACGGCGAAGGGGCCCAUGGUCUUGCUGGUGCUGGACGAGAUGGACCAGCUGGACAGCAAGGGGCAGGACGUGCUCUACACCGUGUUCGAGUGGCCCUGGCUGGCCGGCUCCCGGCUCGUCCUCAUCGGGAUGGCCAACGCCCUGGACCUCACCGAGCGCAGCCUGGCCCGGCUGCAGGCCCGGCCGGGCUGCCGGCCCCAGCUGCUGACCUUCCCGCCCUACACCCGGGAGCAGCUCGCCUCCAUCCUGCAGGAACGCCUGAAGCAGGUGCCCGGCGACCCGGUCCUGGACAGCUCUGCCGUCCAGUUCUGCGCCCGCAAAGUCUCCGCGGUCUCCGGUGACGCCCGCAAGGCCCUGGACGUCUGCAGGCGGGCCGUGGAGCUGGUGGAGCGGGACGUGAGGAGCCAGACCGUCCUCAAGCCGCGGCCUGGCGAUGCGUCGCCGGGCCGCCCCGUGCCGCGGCGCGUGGGGCUGCCGCACGUCGCCCGGGUCAUGGCGGAGGUGUACGGCGAACGCAUGGCCGCGGGCUCCGGCGGCGCCGGCGACUCCUUCCCGCUGCAGCAGAAGAUCCUGGUGUGCUCCCUGCUGCUGCUCGCCCGGCACCGCGGGGCCAGGGAGGUGACGCUGGGCAAGCUCCACGACGCCUACAGCCGCGUGUGCCGGCGGCAGCGGCUGGCGCCCGCCGAGCAGCCCGAGUGCCUGGCCCUCGCCGCCCUCCUGGAGGCCCGCGGCGUCCUCGAGCUGAAGCGCGCCAAGGAAGCCCGGCUGGCCAAGGUUUCCCUGAAGCUGGAGGAGCAGGAGGUGGAGCGGGCGCUGCGGGAUGCCGCCCUGGUGGGGAGCAUCCUGGCGCAGGGGCUGCCGUAGCCCCCGCCGCGCCGCCCCCCAGGUCCCCCCGUGGAUGAGUUUUUGGGUGAAUUUUCGGGUGAAUUUUUGGGUGAAUUGGGCUCGGUUGCAGUUGCGCUGCGCUGCUGUUGUGUUUUUAAUUGCAUGUUCGUUUUUGGUCGUGCCGCGGCCCGGGAGCAAGCGGACGUGGCCGGAGGACCCGCACCGCGUUCGGGAGGCGCCUCCGGGCCCUCGCCGGGCUGGUGCCGCGCCUCGCCGUGAUCCUGCGUGUGUGUAUAUAUAUAUUUUUAUUAUUAUUUUUGCACAGCGGGAGAUCAAAGCGGGAGGCUGGCGCCGGGCGCGAGCCCGUGCGCGGCGCGGGGGCGGAAACGCGACGGCUGCUGCCGCGCUCGCGGCCCCCUUUGAAGCCGGGCGGUUCCCGGGGAGGGGGGGCCGCGGGGAGCCCCGGGGGGGCCGCGGCGCUCGCCGGCCUCCCACCCCCCCCCCGGACGCUUGCGGCGUGGGGGGAGCGGCGGGGAACGGCCCUUUUUCUCUCCCGCAUGGCAAUAAAGCUGCUCUGGUUUGGAAA
This is a messenger RNA of Dromaius novaehollandiae (emu), 2338 nucleotides long. It is a transcript of the gene CDC6, whose product is annotated as cell division cycle 6. The record is from RefSeq and is a predicted model, not a curated record. Gene Ontology annotation, molecular function: ATP hydrolysis activity; DNA replication origin binding. The coding region runs from base 40 to 1791 and encodes 583 amino acids. Lineage: Eukaryota; Metazoa; Chordata; Aves; Casuariiformes; Dromaiidae. Gene Ontology annotation, biological process: mitotic DNA replication checkpoint signaling; cell division; DNA replication initiation. Gene Ontology annotation, cellular component: nucleus. The transcript has 12 exons.